Phascolarctos cinereus (koala) is the source of this 1452-nucleotide messenger RNA. Its product is annotated as butyrophilin-like protein 3. Gene Ontology annotation, biological process: T cell receptor signaling pathway; regulation of cytokine production. The record is from RefSeq and is a predicted model, not a curated record. Gene Ontology annotation, molecular function: signaling receptor binding. Gene Ontology annotation, cellular component: external side of plasma membrane. Lineage: Eukaryota; Metazoa; Chordata; Mammalia; Diprotodontia; Phascolarctidae.
AUGUUGGGAAUCUCAGUUCUCCUGUGCCACAUUCAAGCCUCUAAACCAUUUGAGUGCCACCUCCUCCUUAUCUUUGUUCUCAGUCUAGAUCUAGGAUCAGGUCAGUUUCAGGUGAUUGGCCCAGAUGAGCCUAUUCAGGCAUUGGUGGGAGAAGAUGUUAUUUUCUCCUGUCAUGUCUUACCCAAGAUGAGUUUGGAAGUCAUGGAGGUGAGAUUCUUCAGGGACCAAUUCUCUUCAGAGCUGUCUCUAAUCAAGGAUGGGAAAGAAAUGCAGAAGAAGCAAAUGAAGGAGUAUCAAGGGAGAACCCAGUUUGUGCAAGAUGCCAUCACUGAAGGGAGAGUCUCCUUAAAACUGAAGAAUAUAACCCUUUCAGAUUCAGGGCUAUAUGGAUGCUGGUUCAGCUCCCAAACUUUCUACCAGGAUCACACUUGGGAACUACAUGUAGCAGCUCUUGGGUCAUCCCCUCUCAUCUCUCUUGAGAGAUAUGGAGAUAGAUACAUAUUGCUGGUAUGUCAAUCAUCUGGCUGGUUCCCCAGGCCUGAGGCACAGUGGAAAAAUCAUCAAGGACAGUCUUUGUCUUCAGACUUCAAGGUGAACACAGGGAAUAAUGGCCUAUUUGACAUAGAAACCUCUUUCAUUGUACAAGAACCUUCAACUGGGGAUGUCCUAUGUUCCCUCCACAUGAGGGGCCUCAGACAAGAGUGCAGAGUGAAAGUAGCUGAUCAAUUUUUCCAGCAUUCUCCUUGGAGCUAUGCUUUCUUUAUUAUGAUGGCUAUCUUUGUGAUUCUUGUUGCUUUUGGAAUUUCACUUCAUAGAUAUCAAGGAAAACUUAUGAAAGAUCUGGACUGGAGGAUAAAAAUGGGGGAAAAAGGAUGGGAAAAUGCCACUAAGCAUGCAGUGGAGGUGACUCUGGAUCCAGAAACUGCUCACUGUAUACUCCAUGUAUCGGAAGACUGUAAAAAAGUGACCUAUGGAGACAUUAAGGUUCUUGAUAUACCUGAAACUGAGAAGAGAUUUCAGUCUCCAAGUGUAGUGGCUUCACAAGGUUUCUCUUUGGAGGAAUUUUAUUGGGAAGUAGAAGUUGGGAAGAAAAAUCGAUGGUACCUGGGGGUGUGUUGGGAUAAAGUGGACAGGAAAAACAAAGAUCCUGAACUCUCUCCUGCCAAUGGCUACUGGGUGUUGGGGCGAUGGAACCAACAUGAGCAUUUUACAUUUGCCCCUAGUCGACAGGCUCUGACUCUUCAUGUGCAGCCAAAACGGGUAGGGAUUUUCCUGAGCUGUAGGUAUGAGCAAGUCUCCUUCUACAAUGUGACUGACAAAUCACACAUCUAUACAUUCACUGGCUGUGAUUUUAAUGGGAAAAUCAUCCGCCCAUAUUUCAGGCCUCGUUCUAAUGAAAUUAAUGAACAUUUGCCUUCCUUGAUUAUCUGUACCAAAGUAUCUGAACUGUAG